GCAGGGCCGAGACAUCGACCUGACAUCGCUGAGAUCCACCAUGCCAGCCAGCGGCCCUCUGCAGGGAGGUUCAGCCUCUAAUUUGAACAUGAACCUGUAUGCCACCAAAAAGACAGCAGCUGAGGGCAUGUUGGACAUCGCUCUGUUCCUGGCUAACAUCACACACAUGAAGACUGUAAUCGAACAGGGAGCUGGAUACAGGUAUUACAUUGCUGUCCUGACACUCAUCUCCUUCUCCUUGGCCCUCCAGAUAGUGGCUGGAGUCCUGAUCAUCAUCAUUGCGCGGCGAGACGUCACCGAAGAGACCAACCAGAAGCGCCUGGACAGCCUGAACAACACCACAACCGUCAUCAUCUUCCUCAUUUUCAUCACCAACAUCUUCAUCUCCGUCUUUGGGAUGGAGCGCACGGGCCUCUUUGCCAGGAUGCAUUUCUGAAUUUCUGACCCCGCAGGGACCUGAACGUGGUGUCCAAUCAGAAGCGACUCGACUACCUGAACAACCUUGCUACAGGCGUCAUCUUCAUCACCACGGUGAUUAACUUCUUCGUCAGCUUCUUUGGAUCCAAGAGGACUGGCUUCUUCCGCUGGCUGCUGGCUCGACUCCACUACUGACACACACACAAACAAAACCACAUACGCACUGACAUAUCAAACACAUUUACACACCGCAACAUGCAUGCAAUUCACACACCAUUUGCAUCAUUUCCAUUUGUACACACUUGUUGAUUCAAACAAUUAUGUAUUAUUCACGCUUUGAAAAGCUGUAAUCCAACUAAAAUAUUUUCAUAUUAACCAACUGAAUAUCUGUGUAAACAUGCAUUCUUUUACUUGCUGCAAUAAUGUGGUUGUGCAAAAAUUGUGCAUAUGUUCCAUUAUACGAAU
Messenger RNA from Micropterus dolomieu (smallmouth bass), 882 nucleotides. RefSeq names its product ninjurin-2-like. Bases 41 to 436 code for a protein of 131 amino acids. The transcript is spliced from 5 exons. Gene Ontology annotation, cellular component: membrane. The record is from RefSeq and is a predicted model, not a curated record. Gene Ontology annotation, biological process: tissue regeneration; cell adhesion. Lineage: Eukaryota; Metazoa; Chordata; Actinopteri; Centrarchiformes; Centrarchidae.